AUUAUGUGAUAUUGAGGCCAGGUGUCCAGACAAGGUACAGACACGUCUACAACAAUCACAAUGAUCGGACGUCUCUUCUGUCUGUCUCUCACAGUCCUUGGACUCAGUGCUAUAGAUGCAUGUAGUGAUGGCUUUGUUGAGUCUGGCAACGCCUGCUUCCACGUGGAGGUCAUGAACGUCAACUGGGCGGAAGCAAAGAUUUAUUGCGAAGCAAUGAAAGCCAAACUUGCAACAAUAGAUUCAGCCAGCAAGGCACAGAGCGUCCAGCAAUAUAUGGAUACAGUUAAAGGGGCAUCAGAGCUGACCUGGAUUGACGGCUCGGACCUGUACACCGAGGGAGAGUGGUUCUGGAUGGACAGUCAGAAGAUCUUCACCUACACCAACUGGAUCCCCGGACAGCCGGACAACGGCGGGGGGACUGAACACUGCGCCCAUCUCAACAAGAGAUACGGCUACAAGUGGAACGAUCACGACUGCACCGUCAAACUCAACUUCCUCUGUGAAAGACCGUUGUCCCUGACUCCUCAUUAAAAGAAGAUGCGUUUCGGACAGUGUGGACUCUUGGACUAUGACCACAACAUGCUGUUCAUCCAGUCAUUAAAAUCUACCGCUAAACAAAGAUCUUAGGACAUCUUAUUACGCGUCACGUCAGAACGACCUUUCAUCCGACCAAUCAGAGCGUCGUUUACCAGAUCAAGAAAGUGACAGUCGGGUGAACACGGAGUAUUCCAAACUACAGUUGCGGACUGUACGACUGAUUCCGUGAAAACAUAGCCCAUCUCUACUUCUAAAGGAUAAACAUAUGAACUGAAGAGACUUUGCACAGCCCGUGUGAAGUACUGCCAUACAAGCUUGGGCAUCUAUUAGACACCCCAGAAUGUUCUUUUAUUGAGUUUCAAAACGAAAACUUUGUCAAGUAUUUUUCUGAGCAUAGUCUGGAAUGAAAGCCGUUUAUUUGAAACUUGUGCCGUAUAGCUCGAGAAAGCUGCAUUUUGAUUGGCUGAUGUCGUCUUCUUGUUAGUCUUUUCAUUGGUUUAGUUGGUCAAAGUUCGUGAAGGUCGUUCUGACGUGACCUGUAAUGGCAUGUCCUAAGAUCUUUGUUCAGCGGUAGUGAGAAGUAAGAUAUGAUUUUAAUGAGAUUGCUGUUUAUCACGAUAGCUUGAAUGUUAAAAACCUUUGAAAUAAAACCAUUCCCUUCAACUGCCA
Molecule: messenger RNA, 1206 nt
Organism: Haliotis rufescens (red abalone)
Lineage: Eukaryota; Metazoa; Mollusca; Gastropoda; Lepetellida; Haliotidae
Product: perlucin-like
Exons: 5
Coding region: 61-531 (156 amino acids)
Molecular function (GO): signaling receptor activity
Source: RefSeq, a predicted model, not a curated record